Molecule: messenger RNA, 1398 nt
Organism: Poecile atricapillus (Black-capped chickadee)
Lineage: Eukaryota; Metazoa; Chordata; Aves; Passeriformes; Paridae
Gene: RGS20
Product: regulator of G protein signaling 20
Exons: 4
Coding region: 1-657 (218 amino acids)
Source: RefSeq, a predicted model, not a curated record
AUGGGAUCAGAGAGGACAGAGAUACGCAAACGGCAGAUGGCUACGACCCCGGAGACCCCAGGUGCUGCACAGGCUCAGCUCAGCACAGGAAAUCGAGGGUCCAAUGCCUGCUGCUUUUGUUGGUGCUGUUGCUGCAGCUGCUCAUGUCUUACUGUUAGAAAUCAAGAAGAAGAGAGAGCAAGGAGAACAUCUCAUGAACUCCAAGCAGAGGGUAUUCCAAACUGUGAGGAAAGCCCUGCUCCCACUCUCGAAGAAGUAAAUGCCUGGGCUCAAUCAUUUGACAAGUUGAUGCUUACUCCAGCUGGCAGAAAUGCUUUUCGUGAAUUUCUAAGAACAGAAUUCAGCGAGGAAAACAUGCUCUUCUGGAUGGCCUGCGAGGAACUAAAACAAGAAUCCAACAAAAGUGUCAUUGAAGAAAAAGCAAGACUAAUUUAUGAAGAUUAUAUUUCUAUCCUUUCUCCAAAAGAGGUCAGUCUGGACUCCAGAGUAAGAGAAGUUAUUAACCGAAAUAUGCUGGAACCUUCACAACACACCUUUGAUGACGCACAGCUUCAAAUUUAUACCUUAAUGCACAGAGACUCUUACCCACGGUUUAUGAACUCUGCUAUUUAUAAGGACUUGCUUCAGUCCUUGUCUGAAAAAUCCAUCGAAGCAUAGAAUUUUUUCUUAUAUGUAUUUAUUUUAAAACAGACGGGACUCUGGGCUACAGAAAUCCACAGGGAAUUUAGAAUUAAGCAGAUAUUUACCUGAAAAUAACUCAGGCAAAUUUUACUACAGACUAUAUAAUUUAAAUCCGCACAAAGCUCUGACACAAUCAGCUAAGUACAGUUUCUGAUUAAAUUCAGUAUUACUUUGCAAAAGGAAAUGAAGAGAAUGAAGAAGAAACAUUGUUCAAAAAAUGCAGUAUUUUUUCAAACACAGCAGACAAUUUAGACACAAAGCUAUUACAACUUAUAUCUGAGGUACAAAUACCAACUGUGCAUGAAACUAAAACUGAUUUUUAAGUGGAGUGUUAGAAUUUUCUUGAAAACCAAACCAGUUGCCCCAUCCACACUGUGACCAAAGUAAAAAUAUUACUGUUAGUACUGUGUUACUCUAGGCAGUGCCAUCACACCUGGCAUAGGUUCAUUCAACUUAUUUUGUUUCCACAUAUAUGUAGUAAUGCAUAUAUGGUGCACUAAUGGAAAUUGGCACGCAAUCUCAAGUUUGUGGAAGUUACUGGUUGAAAUAAUGCUGCUUAUAAAAAAAAAAAAUCCUUUGCUGAAGAAUUAUUAUUUUAGUAUUAGAAUCUGCUGAAAGCAUUAAGUUCCCUUUGUUGAUGUUCAUAAAGUUAAAUUAUUUAUUUCAGAGGAAGGCAAGUCUGGGCAUUCAAAUUCCAAAAUAAAGCACAAGAAUUCU